AUGCCCAACAAAACUAACACUGUCUCUCCUUUUUAUGAUCAAGAGCCUGACGCUCCACCUCCCUUCCCCCCUAUGCUCACAGACCAGCUUGAAUUGUUUGGUAGUGCUCACCACUCAACUACACUUGUUGCCGACAAGAUUCUUCCUUCCAGAAUUAGUACUGUCAAUCCUCCUCAGCAUAUUAAGCACCCACAACUCAAGGACACAUUGGUGCCCUCACCAUAUUUGAAGAAAAUUUUGUUCAGUCCCUCACAUUCCAAUUCUCAAAUACCCAUGCCCUCAGAUUCUUCAGGUUCAUUGGAUUCAGCAUCAGACAGUGGCUCCUCAACCUUGACUAAGAGUCUAUUGGAGGAUUUGAAGAUACCAAAGCCCCCUGGUGAACCUGGCUGUUUGGGCCAUGGAGGAUACACACUUUGUGAGGUGCCAAAAGUGUAUGCUAAGUUCAAGUGUGCUUCUUCCCAAAACCAUGAGCUCCUGAAAGUUGUGUGCAACAAAGCUGUCAAUGCUUUCCCACACUUAGAAAACUACAGUGGCUUUUGGCCGUUGAAUGAUAUGAUUAUGAUGCAUUUGAAAUAUAUGUCAGGUCAUGCUAGGCAGAAGGAAGCAAGGAUGGCUGUGGGCAAGUCCAAGCUCAAGAGUCAUCAAAAGUGA
This is a messenger RNA of Suillus discolor, 651 nucleotides long. RefSeq lists its product as uncharacterized. Bases 1 to 651 code for a protein of 216 amino acids. The record is from RefSeq and is a predicted model, not a curated record. The transcript is spliced from 3 exons. Lineage: Eukaryota; Fungi; Basidiomycota; Agaricomycetes; Boletales; Suillaceae.